GCAACAUCUAAAAAAUCAUCUGUUGUUGGGUGAAAAAUGUUAACUUAUGGAUUUUGAUAAAAUGAAAAGUUUUUAGCAAAUUUUAAGAAAUUGAAGAAGAUGUCUUCUGAAAAUUUUGAGAGCUUGGAAGAUGACUUUGUGGCUCUGAAAGAUGGGCUUGUCUCAAAGAUUGACGACCUGAAUCGCAAGUCAUCUAACCAGGCAAAGAAAAAUGUUCAAAGAGAGAUUGAGAGAGAGCUGGAAGAUGCACAACGCCUCCUGGAGGAUUUGGAUGGGGAGGCUAGGAGUGCCCCUUAUCCAUUCAGAAUGCAGAUGAACAGUCGCAUCAAGACAUAUCGACAAGACUUGAAUGCCAUCAAGAAGAAAAUUCAACAGAGCGAGAGCUCAUCCCAAAGGAGUCAGCUGCUGGGAAAUCCCUCUCAGCCAGGGACAGGGCCCUUAUCCAGCUCCACUCUGGGCAACCGGGGGCGACUCCUUCAGAUGAACGAGACCGUAAACCGCACCACCGAGUCCGUGCACCGCGCCCAGAGGGUGGCAGCCGAGACAGACGAGGUGGCGGUGGCUGUGGUGGAUGAGCUUGGCACCCAGCGAGAAGCGCUGAUACGAACCAAAGAGCGCCUCGUGGACACGGACAGCAAUCUUGUCAAGAGCAGGAAGAUCUUGCGCUCCAUGUAUCGUAGGGUCAUGACCAAUAAGCUGAUCCUCAUCGUCAUCAUCAUCCUGGAGUUGGCCAUCCUGGCAGGUGUGGUGUACUACAAGUUCUUUCGAAAAUGAGAGUCAUUUUGUGUCUAGAUAAAAUACGCGUCGCAAAAGCCCAAAAAAAUUUGCACGUCAAACAUAAUGUGGAUUUUAAUGGAGCACACAUCGUGUAUAUGGUGCUGAAAGUGAUGAAAGGGGCAAUCAUUCAGGAGUUCAUCACAUUUUGCCUGAAUAGAGUUUUAAUGCUAUGUAUGAUCCACCGCAAUGAUAAAUCCAAUUGAUGGCAAUUGGGUUUGACAAAUUUUGCUGAGUGAGAAAAAUUCCUGUUAAAUAUUAUUUUGGGAGCGAUACAGUUUAGUGCAUCAAAUUAUGCUUGUAUGUAUGUAAUGUACAAAUGUACAUAAUAUGUAGUUAUAUUUUUUUAAUUAAAAAAUGGAAAAUAUAGUUAUUAUAUGAAGACAAAUAUUUAAAACUUAGCCUUUUUUUUUACCAUAAUAGAAGGCACUUAGGAAUUCAAUAUGCUAUGAGCAUACAUUUCUACUAUUAUACAUUGCAGAAUAUACAUAAUUUGCCAUUCUCAAAACAGUGAUAAAUAUAACUGUCAUACUGUGGGAGAAAAAUCAUCUUUAGACAUUGCUUUUCUCAUUUUAUGUGUUUGCCACAGGUGAAGAAAGCUUUUUGAUUGUUUAAUUGUUAUAUCAGCCCUGUUGUAAAAAUGUAAUCUAAAUCUAUGAAGUUAGUGAAACAUUAUUUUGUAUUUUGCAAAAGAAGAAAAAUAAUUUGUAACAAUAUGUACACAAAAAUAAA
Molecule: messenger RNA, 1506 nt
Organism: Uloborus diversus
Lineage: Eukaryota; Metazoa; Arthropoda; Arachnida; Araneae; Uloboridae
Gene: Vti1b
Product: vesicle transport through interaction with t-SNAREs homolog 1B-like
Exons: 3
Coding region: 100-774 (224 amino acids)
Biological process (GO): regulation of protein localization to plasma membrane; intracellular protein transport; retrograde transport, endosome to Golgi
Cellular component (GO): endoplasmic reticulum membrane; SNARE complex; late endosome membrane
Molecular function (GO): SNARE binding; SNAP receptor activity
Source: RefSeq, a predicted model, not a curated record